UUCACGCUCUAAUCAGGCUUGUCUAUCCAGCGAGGAUCUUUACCGGUGUCAACACGAGAUAAAGGCGAAGAUGUUUUUUCUCACAUUUAAGUACAUUAACCCUGUUGAAUGCUGAAGGGGGUACAGAUGAGAUUUGGAAGGCUUGGCUGGCCCCGAAUGGUGAUGCAGUAUCCCUCUCUUACUGAACACACCUAUGGAUUUCUGAUGAACCGGUGGUCCAGCUGAAACGCGAGUUGACGAGUCAGGUGCCAGGUGGCUUUCAAAGGUACGGAGGUGUUGCUUUUGUGCCUGCGCAGGACAUGGGACCUAAUUUUGCCACUUUGGGAUACGGUAACGGAGGAUUUGCGUCUUCCUGAACGGGAAGACAGUCUUCGGACAAUAGCGGGAGUCUAAAGGACUGCGCGCCGGCGAAAUGCGCACCGACCACGGUUUCAUUCUGCUACUCCUCAAUGGGACGGCUUGCCUGCUGGCCCUUGGGCAGGAAGACUCCCCCACCACCUCCAAGGGCUCGCCCGAGGACCCGUCCAAGACAGUGGGCGUGCUGAGUGGCGGCGACAGUGGCCAGAGCUCCUCGCUUUCCCCGCUGAGCCGCUGGGUCCUGCACAGCAAGAGCCGGGCUGCCAACACCUCGGCCGUGGAGCUGCCCUACCGCUCGCCUGUGCCCUUCUCCAAGCAGGAGUUCUGGGAGAUGCUAGGCAGUGACCUGCUCAAGGCUGCUGAUGACCCCCUGGGUGGCGCACGGGUCAAGCGCCGGCCCAUCGUCAAGACGGGCAAGUUCAAGAAGAUGUUCGGCUGGGGCGACUUCUACUCCAACAUCAAGACGCUGCGCCUCAACCUGCUCAUCACUGGAAAGAUCGUCGACCACGGCAACGGCACGUUCAGCGUCUACUUCCGCCACAACUCCACGGGCCAGGGCAACAUCUCGGUGAGCCUGGUGCCGCCGGUCAAGGCAGUGGAGUUUGACCUGGAGCGCCAGAGUGUGGUCUACCCCAAGGACUCCAAGAUCUUCAACUGCCGCAUCGACUACGAGAAGGUGGACCGCAGCAAGCGCACGUCACUCUGCAACUACGACCCGUCCAAGACCUGCUUCCAGGAGCAGACGCAGAGCCACGUCUCCUGGAUGUGCUCCAAGCCCUUCAAGGUCAUCUGCAUCUACAUCUCCUUCUACAGCACCGACUAUCGCCUGGUCCAGAAGGUCUGCCCGGACUACAACUACCACAACGAGAUGCCCUACUUGCCCUCGGGCUAA
Alosa sapidissima (American shad) is the source of this 1249-nucleotide messenger RNA. Its product is annotated as neurexophilin-1. The coding region runs from base 413 to 1249 and encodes 278 amino acids. Gene Ontology annotation, molecular function: signaling receptor binding. The transcript is spliced from 2 exons. NCBI's taxonomy places the organism in Eukaryota, Metazoa, Chordata, Actinopteri, Clupeiformes, Clupeidae. The record is from RefSeq and is a predicted model, not a curated record.